CAAAACAAUAAUGAGAGCGUCCUCGGGCUCAGGCUCGGGCUGGGGCUCAGGCUCAGGCUCAAUGCGGCCCAGCUGCUGGCCAAUCCAAUUUCUCUCCGCGGCGUCGUUUUCACUUCUAACCAUUUCCCCCCCACUUUGACCGACAUUCCUCUUCCUUAUUCGGAUCUCAUCGUCCUCCUCUUCACUUUUCCCUCCGCCCUUCCGCCGCCUCCACCACCGCCUCCACCACCGCCUCCUCCCCCUUUCUAACCGCCGCCCACCGACGGAAGACCGCGGAGGCUUUCGAGCAUCCUCGGCGCAUAUCAUCUCACUCAAUCUUUGAUAUCUGUGCGAUCUGGCGAUAGAUCCGAGGAUCUGAAGCUUUUUCGCCUAAUAAACUAGAGUCUCGAUUCCCGUCUACAUCUUUAUUUGGUUGUUGAUGAUCCCAUAGCUUUGACUGAACUCGAAUUCGGAAAAUCGGUGAUUGUUCCGAAGCUCGCAGCUACAACUUAUCCCACAUUUUAAUUCUGAAGAGAGGGUUGUGAAGUGAGCAGAGGAUUUAUUGUUAUUGGCGGAGUGACUGGAAGCUAGGACAAUGUGGGGGGGUUGGAUUUGAUCACAUAUAGCACUUGAUGAAGAGGUAUACGAACGUUGCAUUGGCGAGCCACGCAUGUUUCAUAAUCUAGGGUGGUUCAUUGGUCUAAAUUAUCAAGUGCGAUCGGUGAAGAGGCCACCUGAUGCAAAGCCACGUCUGGCCAAAGUUAAGCCGGUGGCUAUGUUGGACACUCUACAGGAAAUUGCUAUUUACAUUCAUAGGUUUCACAAUCUCGACCUUUUCCAGCAAGGAUGGUACCAAAUUAAACUUACCAUGAGAUGGGAAGACAGCGAGUAUACUUCCGUUGGAACACCAGCUAGAGUUGUUCAGUAUGAAGCACCGGAUCUGGGAUCUGGUAAUAGUUAUGGAGUAUGGAAGAUUGAUGAUACAGACAACAGUUUCUCUACACAGCCUUUCAAGAUCAAGUAUGCAAGGCAGGAUAUACUUCUGUCCAUUAUGAUCUCAUUCAAUUUCCCCCUUGUGAAGUAUGAGGCUCCAUCUGCUUCUGCCGUUAUUUUGAAGUUUGAGCUUAUGUAUGCUCCAACAUUGGAGGCUGGACCAGAAUUGCAGGCCUCUUUGGAUGCUUCUCCUGCUGCAGUACAUGAAUUUCGGAUUCCUCCUAAAGCUUUACUAGGAUUACAUUCGUAUUGUCCAGUACAUUUUGAUGCAUUCCACGCUGUGCUUGUUGAUGUAAGCGUUCACAUUUGCUUACUACGCUCUUAUCCUCCGGGAAAAAGAUCCAGUGAUCCACGCAAGGAAAAUCUUGCUGCUAGACUUUUUGAUCCACAAAAUCAGGUAUACAACUGAUUUUUCAACAGUUAUUAUUUUUUGGGUCCUUACCCUUGCCUGAAGGUCAAUGUGAUUUUGUUGAAGUGUACAUGGCA
This is a messenger RNA of Benincasa hispida (wax gourd), 1458 nucleotides long. The record is from RefSeq and is a predicted model, not a curated record. Lineage: Eukaryota; Viridiplantae; Streptophyta; Magnoliopsida; Cucurbitales; Cucurbitaceae.